AUGCCCCAAACGUGGCUCAUAACCGGCACAUCCUCCGGGCUCGGCGCCUCCCUGGCCCUCGCGGCCCUCCGCGCCGGCCACCGCGUCCUCGCCACAGCGCGCAACACCAGCACAGCAUCGACCCUACAACCCGAAAUCACCUCACUGGGCGGGAUCUGGAUUCCCUUGGACGUGAACGACCCCGACACGCCCACCAUCAUUCAAAAUGCCAUCAACACGCACGCAGACGGGGUCAUCGACGUCGUCGUCAACAACGCGGGAUACUCCCUGCUAGGGAGUAUCGAGGACAUGAGCGAAGCGGAGAUUGAGUCCCAAUUCAAUACGAAUGUGCAUGGCCCGAUACGGGUGUUGAAGGGCGUGUUACCGUUUAUGAGGAAGAAGAGGGCCGGGACGGUGGUGAAUGUUAGUAGUAGUGCGGGCGUGGAUGGUGCGCCGGGGUGUGCGGUUUAUGCGGGGUCGAAGUUUGCGCUUGAGGGCAUGACAGAGUCCCUAUCGAAAGAACUCCACCCCUUCGGGAUCCGCGUUCUACUCAUUGAACCUGGGUACUUCCGGACCAAGUUCUUCAGUGCGUUUGUGGCGCCUGCGGCAGGGUUGAAUGAGGAUUAUGUGGGGACGCCGGUGGAGGCGGCGCUGAAGUUGAUCAAGGCGAAGGAUGGGAGUCAGGAGGGGGAUCCGGAGAAGGCGGCGCAGAGGAUUCUGGAGGUGGUGGAUGGGAAUGGGAUGGCGAGUGGGAUUGCUGAGAAGGGGUUUUUGAGGGUGGUGUUGGGGCCGGAUUGUUGGAAGAGGUUUUCGGGGAAGAUUGAGGGGGUUAGGGAGAAUUUGGAGGCCAUGAGGGAGAUUGCACAUUCGACUAGUUUUCAGUAG
Molecule: messenger RNA, 864 nt
Organism: Aspergillus luchuensis
Lineage: Eukaryota; Fungi; Ascomycota; Eurotiomycetes; Eurotiales; Aspergillaceae
Product: putative short chain oxidoreductase/dehydrogenase
Exons: 2
Coding region: 1-864 (287 amino acids)
Molecular function (GO): oxidoreductase activity
Source: RefSeq, a predicted model, not a curated record